Messenger RNA from Erpetoichthys calabaricus (reedfish), 561 nucleotides. Its product is annotated as myoglobin-like. Gene Ontology annotation, biological process: oxygen transport. Gene Ontology annotation, molecular function: oxygen binding; heme binding. Lineage: Eukaryota; Metazoa; Chordata; Cladistia; Polypteriformes; Polypteridae. The record is from RefSeq and is a predicted model, not a curated record. Gene Ontology annotation, cellular component: extracellular exosome. The coding region runs from base 44 to 481 and encodes 145 amino acids. The transcript has a single exon.
GGUAUGGUAGUUUGAGCAGUGCUUAGUUCUUUGUGGCUCUACGAUGAGUGCUUGUGUUACUGAUUGUGUGACUGUGUUCUCUUUCUGGGCUCCCGUGGAUGCUGAUCCCAGAUGCUAUGGGGAGAUUAUUCUCCUAUGCUUGUUUGAUACCCAUCCAGAUGUUCAGAAGCUAUUCCCUAAAUUUGCUGGCCUUCCCAAGGAGCAGCUGCAGAACAAUCCUAAUCUCCAGGCCUAUGGGGAAAUUGUGGUUUGCAAGCUGACAGAAAUCCUGAAAGUGAAAGGGGAACACAAGGAACCCAUGAAGGCUCUGGCAGAAAGUCAUGCCAAGCAGCACAAGAUCCCUCUGGUUAACUUUCAGAUCAUCAGUGAAGUUAUUGACACAGUGGUAGCAGAGAAGCUUGAUGGAUUUGGUCCUGAUGCUCAAACAUGCCUAAAGAAUGUGCUGAAGCAGUUUCAGAUUGACUUUGGGAGCUUGUUAUGAUGAGCUUGGAUUUAAUAAGUAGUUCUAAUUGUGGUUUGUGUCAACUGUCUCAAUCUGAUGCUUUUGAGCUCUGGUUUGAA